Molecule: messenger RNA, 1793 nt
Organism: Melanaphis sacchari
Lineage: Eukaryota; Metazoa; Arthropoda; Insecta; Hemiptera; Aphididae
Product: pinopsin-like
Exons: 7
Coding region: 468-1628 (386 amino acids)
Biological process (GO): G protein-coupled receptor signaling pathway
Cellular component (GO): photoreceptor outer segment; membrane
Molecular function (GO): G protein-coupled receptor activity
Source: RefSeq, a predicted model, not a curated record
CAAGCCAAGCGCCACUGCCGCGACUAUACAACAGUACCCCAAAACUUGAAACGUGUAUAAAGCUAACAGACGACGACGACGACGGCGGUGACGACGUAAUACGCGCGUGAUCUUCGAAUUCCCAUCGACAACCGUACCGCCAUAUUUGACGGGAAAAAAAUAAAAAUUGUUUACGACGCGUAUUCUUCGGCCGGUCACCGUCGCCGAUGGUCGCUACUUUUACAUUUCGUCUCGCGUCGUUAUCCCAAUAAUUAUAUUAAUCAUAAUUGUUAUCAUCAUAUUAUAUACAAUAUCAAUCGUCAUAACGAUUAUUAAUUGUUCCGUGUCAAUUUCGAUUUAAACGUCAUUCGUAUUUUCGGCAAUCGUUCCAAUAAUCGCGACUUCACUGUCCAACGACGACUAUUCGCACUGUUGAAAACCAAAUAAGUUGAUGUCAAACAUUCAAUGUGGUCUUAAGAUGAAUCCUUAUGAACGGAGAAUACGCUCAGCCACAGCACAUUUCAGAUGCCAUCUACCUAGGUGCUGCCAUCGUACUGAGUAUUAUCGGAAUAGUUGGAUUUCUUUUCAACAUCUGUGUUAUUUUCAUAAUGAUUAGAGAUCCACGGCUAUGGACCCCUCAAAACAUGAUAAUAUUCAACUUAGCGACUUCCGACUUGGCCGUGUCUGUGUUGGGAAACCCAGUUACCUUGGCUGCUGCCAUCACCAAAGGCUGGAUUUUUGGUCAAACCAUAUGUGUUAUCUAUGGAUUUUUUAUGGCAUUAUUUGGGAUAGCUUCAAUAACAACUUUAACUGUGUUGGCAUACGAUCGGUAUUUAAUGAUACGCUAUCCGUUUAGCAGCAGCAGGUUAACUAAGGAAACUGCACUGUACGCAGUAGUUGGAAUAUGGAUAUAUGCGUUUGCUGUAACAGGACCUCCGUUGUUUGGAUGGAAUCGUUACGUCAACGAAUCUGCAAACAUCAGUUGUUCAGUAGACUGGGAGAGUGGCGAACAUAGCAAUUAUGUUAUAUACAUAUUUGUUUUUGGACUAUUUCUACCAGUUACUGUGAUUAUCUAUUCAUAUGUGAACCUCGUCAUUACAGUGAGAAAGAGAGCUGCUGAAAAAAUCAUCGGACAAGCCACCAAAGCGGAAUGCAGGGUAGCCAUUAUGGUGGCGGUGAUGAUAUUGGCGUUUUUAACUGCGUGGAUGCCGUACUCGGUGCUAGCUCUCAUGAUUGCAUUCGGCGACGUCCACAUCAGUCCGGUGGUCAGUAUAAUACCGGCUUUAUGUGCCAAGUCGAGCAUAUGCUGGAAUCCAAUUAUCUACAUUGGACUCAAUACGCAGUUCCGGUCGGCGUGGAAACGGUUCCUGAAAAUCCCGGGUACGGUGUCGGAAGUCUCACUCGACGCUGACAUCACUACGGGCAUGACCAAGCUGAUGACCGGUCACCAAGAGCUGCCAGUGCAUCCCGCAAACAAUAGAGACGCCGACCAUCCGCCGGGCCUGAUAAUGUGCUGUUUGGCGCACAACGAACACCGACGGUCCGCGACGUACGCCGACCAGUACGAGUGCAAUCUCGAAAUGAAGUUAUGCAAUCCACAAACUCUUGACAAACAGACCGAAACGAACCUCGGCGACGUUUCAUUGUGAACGUAAUAAUAGUACCUAUAAAAAUUCAAAGUACCGCAACAACCGUUUACAAAAUAUAUAUAUACUAUAUAGUUUCAUAAUGCAUUCUAAAUUGGCUUCGAAUUGGUAAUACAGUGAAUUCCGCUUAAUGUGGGCACGUUGGGACCAGCCCUGUUUGCCCACAUU